GUAAACAAGGAGUUCUUGAAAUCUCUUCGGGGCAUUUUGAAAAUCAUAGUUCCUGGUUUUUGGACACCAGAAACCAGCUUUCUGCUACUAGUAGCUUCAUCUCUUGUUAUAAGAAGUAUGUGCGACAUUUGGAUGAUACACAAUGGGACUCUGAUUGAAAGUGCAAUCAUAUCAAAGGAUUUCAACCACUUCGUUAAGAAUCUCUCUGAAUUUGUCCUUGCUAUGCCAGCUAUAUCACUUGUGAACAAUGUCUUGAAAUUUGGGUUGAACGAGUUGAAGCUUAGGUUUAGAACUCGAUUGUCAAAUCAUCUUUAUGAAAACUACUUAAAGGGUUUCACAUACUACAAGAUGAGCAACCUGGACAACAGAAUAUCUAAUGCUGAUCAACUUCUUACUCAGGAUGUAGAAAAAUUCUGUGACUCAAUUGUAGAAUUGUAUUCCAACAUUAGUAAACCAAUCCUUGAUAUACUCAUUUAUGUACAAAAACUAACCCAGGCAAUUGGCGGACAGGCACCUGGUGUUAUGAUCCUGUAUCUCAUCUUGUCUGGCUCAGUGCUUACACAUCUUCGACGACCAAUUAGUAAGUUUACAGUUACUGAGCAACGCCUGGAAGGAGAGUUCCGUUAUGUUAACUCUCGCCUGAUUACAAACUCAGAAGAGGUUGCAUUUUACCAAGGAAAUAAACGGGAGAAGAGGAAUAUUGACUCAUCCUUUGGAAGACUGGUUCAGCAUCUUCGCAAAUUCAUUUCUUUUCGGUUCAGCAUGGGCUUCAUUGAUAACAUCAUUGCCAAAUAUUUGGCAACUUGUGUAGGAUUUACUGUUGUGGCAUAUCCUUAUCUGAGUGCAUCAAAACUUGCCAAUGCUGAGUACAAAACACGAAUGCAGGAUUAUUAUAGAAGUGGUAGAAUGUUAGUGAAACUUGCUGAAGCAAUUGGUAGACUUGUUUUAGCAGGGAGAGAAUUGACAAGACUAGCUGGGUUCACUUCUAGAGUUCAGGAGCUUAUUAGUCUGAGUGACCUGAAUGCAGGAACAUAUCAACGAACGAUGUUAGACAACAAACUCGAAAAAUGGUAAGUGCUGUGAUGUAAGCCCUUGAUUGCAAAUUCAGGCAAAGUCAUAUGCGAAGAUAAUGUUAGGUUUGAGAAGGUUCCAUUGGUUACUCCGAAUGGAGAUGUGCUGGUAAAGGAACUAAACUUCGAGGUCCAUGCUGGGCAGAAUGUUUUAGUAUGUGGGCCUAAUGGUUGUGGAAAAUCUUCACUCUUUAGGAUUCUAGGAGGGCUUUGGCCAGUAUUUGGAGGAAGUUUGACAAAGCCAAGUGCUGGUAAGCUGUUUUAUAUUCCACAAAGACCAUACAUGACUUUGGGAACUCUACGAGAUCAGGUCAUCUAUCCUGACUCUACAUCUGACAUGGCAGCAUGUGGAUUCACAGAUGAUAGUUUGAGAGAACUCCUCUCUCAUGUGCAGCUAGAGUACAUCCUUGAAAGGGAGAAAGGAUGGGAUGCAGUAGCUGACUGGAUGGAUGUACUGUCUGGUGGAGAAAAGCAGAGGAUAGCGAUGGCAAGAGUAUUUUACCAUAAACCUCAGUUUGCCAUUCUUGAUGAAUGCACCAGUGCUGUUAGUGUUGAUGUAGAAGACAAUAUGUAUCAGUAUUGCCGUGAGGUUGGAAUCACUUUGUUCACAGUAUCACACAGGAAAAGUUUAUGGAAACACCAUGAG
Molecule: messenger RNA, 1716 nt
Organism: Macrobrachium nipponense
Lineage: Eukaryota; Metazoa; Arthropoda; Malacostraca; Decapoda; Palaemonidae
Product: ATP-binding cassette sub-family D member 3-like
Biological process (GO): peroxisome organization; fatty acid beta-oxidation; long-chain fatty acid import into peroxisome
Cellular component (GO): peroxisomal membrane
Molecular function (GO): long-chain fatty acid transmembrane transporter activity; ATP binding; ATP hydrolysis activity
Source: RefSeq, a predicted model, not a curated record